Molecule: messenger RNA, 576 nt
Organism: Penicillium robsamsonii
Lineage: Eukaryota; Fungi; Ascomycota; Eurotiomycetes; Eurotiales; Aspergillaceae
Exons: 1
Coding region: 1-576 (191 amino acids)
Biological process (GO): positive regulation of transcription by RNA polymerase II
Cellular component (GO): nucleus
Molecular function (GO): DNA-binding transcription factor activity; transcription cis-regulatory region binding
Source: RefSeq, a predicted model, not a curated record
AUGGUUUUCUUCUACGCAUUCCGCCCUCUAUGGCUCUGUGCCAGAGUGAUCCAAUUUGUGCAGAACGAAGAAGCUUGCCCUAAUCGACCCCCGCUCCAUACAUGGAUUGAAUUAGUGGAAGGACUGCAACAAUGGUAUCGUGAGCGACCAAGGGAAUUUCAACCCAUGCUGGAAUUAGAACUGGAUGAUCAGUUAACUGGACCAGAACGAAGUUUCCCGGUUGUUUUGUUUGCGAAUGCAGCAGGCUUGUUUGGCAACCAGCUGUAUCAUACGGCCAUGUUGAUCUUACUACAUAAUCGGCCUCGUACCGCGCGCAUUGGUUUCCACUCUGUUACCAUGUCUCCGUUGUGGAAUGCGCAGCGGAUAUGCAGUAUUGCUCUCCACAACGAUCGUCGGGAGUGCUGGGAUCCAUGUCUCCUGGCAUCCUUUCUGCUGGCAGCUCGUCGGAUGACACACGAGUCGCAACAACGUGAAAUUGUGCGUGGAUUCGACCGUAUCCGUACGGUGACAGGGUGGAACACAAACAACUGCUUGCAGAGCCUGCAAGCAGAGUGGUGCCUCGUUGAUGAGAUAUAG